Messenger RNA from Pocillopora damicornis (cauliflower coral), 4803 nucleotides. RefSeq lists its product as uncharacterized. The record is from RefSeq and is a predicted model, not a curated record. Gene Ontology annotation, cellular component: cytoplasm. Lineage: Eukaryota; Metazoa; Cnidaria; Anthozoa; Scleractinia; Pocilloporidae.
UCCAGUAAAAACAUUUUGUGUAUUUACAAGCUUAUUUAUGGGGUUGGCCUUCGAACUCUCAGAAAGUUGUUCAUGGACAUCAAUCCAAAUUGGUCUAAUCAACCAUCUGAUGCAGCCACAUUUGACAAGGGAAAAAUGAAGCUUUCUAAAGACGAACAAGUCAGCUUCAACAAGGGAAACAUCAAAGAAUGGGACUUCUCAUUGAUGACUACUGCGCUGCUCUACUCACAAAGCUGUGUCGUGGAAAUUGUCCAAAGACCAGGCCAUGAAACUGCCCUGAAAGAGCUAAAGAAAUGCCGUAACAAACUGCUUGGACAUCCAUCUACAGAUGCGAUGUCAGAUGCAGAUUUCAGUUACUACUGGCCCUUGCUGUCGAAACACUUUAUCACACUCGGAGCAGACCCUAAAGUCAUUUCUGAGAUGGAAUUUAGAAGAGCCACAGACCUUAUUGGAGCAGACUAUUACAUGAACCUUUUCCUCUCCGAACGAGAUAGUCACCUUCGUUGUGAACAGAAACUGGACGAUAUUAGUGAAAAAUUAGACGUCGUCAUAGCAAAUCAGGCACGUUUGAGGAAUCAAAAAACCAUCAUUAGUCAAGGUGACGAGAGUAGUCCUGAGUGGGAUGAAUGGCUGAGAUUUUGUUGCGCAGUUGAUGACUUUGAUUCCCAGAAAAAUCAGUACAUUCUUGCCAUCGAUACUGUGCCAAAUGCAGAAAUAAAGUGCUAUUCUAAUUUGAAAAGUGUCGCUUGGAAAAUGAUACUGGAUUUUGAUCUCAUGUCAGAAGAAGAAGGCUUCUAUCACGAGUUUACAUCUAAAGAAGAGCAAAUGAGUAACCUGGUAAGCAUGUUUACUCCUGCAGAGUUGAAACAAAGUACCAUGCGAAGUUUGGUAGGGCAGAUCGAUCCAAGAAAAACUCAGUGGUUGUUUGUUAAAGGAAGGGCUGGUGACGAUGACGACCGAAAAUGUGAAGAAUUUUCUAAUUGGGAAGCCACGGCAGUGAAAGACAUAAACAGUCUGCUUCGAUGUUGUUCGGAUCCAGACACGUUUGACGAGUUAAAGCCAGUCAUAUGCCUUAUCCUCCCCUUCACUCAGUGCAGCCAACCCUUUCUACAAGUAACAAUGAGUCGUUUGAUCGAAAACUUUAACAAGCACAAACUGACGUUCGUGUCUGUUAACAACGAGAGUUUGCCUGAUCUUUGCGAUUAUUCCAGUAUUCAAGCCUUCCAUUUGUGCCCUAGGAUUCUUGAUCUAGGGUUAAGAGAGAUACUCGGAACGUCUACGGAUCAGAAGCUGCGAAUGCCUACGUCCCAUGCUGGAGUUACAGUACACCUUAGUCGACGACAGUAUCUCUACAUCAAAGAGUAUCUGGAAGUCUUGUACUUAGGGUGUGAAGAUCUACCGGAAGAUGCUAUUAACCCCUCGGAAUCUUUGGAACAAGUAGAAAGACACUUGGAAGAGCAAAGAAAAUCAUUCUUGUCAGGAAAUGAAAUAUCGUUUGCCAGUCUCUAUGACAAUCACGAUGCGAGAAGACAGCUUGAGAGAGAUAUCCAAGUUCACGUUCAGCGACUCUUGGAUCAAGGCCUAUUUCGUCCCAUCACCGUGGAAAUUCGACAUUCUCCAGGCACAGGUGCCACCACUAUCGCCCGUCGUGUUCUUUGGAAUCUGCAUAGUGCAUACCCAUGCCUGAUAACCGAUGUUGACUCUCACCGCUCUUCGGAUGAAGACAACGACUUUGCAAGCAAGCUAUCAGAACGAAUAUCCUCGAUCGAAGAAAUUUGCAAUACACCUCCAUUGAUUCUUAUAGAUGGAAAGAAAUCAGGCUCCAUAGAGGGCCUCUCUAACAAGCUUUCACGAAUACUUCAAAGUAAAGGAAAAAGAGCCCUCUUAUUACGGUGUAUUCGAGGGAUGAAAGAAUCGAAGAAAGCACAGGAGUCAUCUCAUGUUCAUAAAGUGUUUCAUGUCAAUGUCAAACUGGAGGAGUCCGUCACUGAUCUGCAUGAAUUCAAGUCCAAGUAUAAGGAGUACCUAGACUCGGUCGAUAAGUCACUGAACGGUGGACUGAUUUUAUCUGGCCUUUGUCGUGUUUUCCAUUUUCCUCUCCUGGCCAUGAUGCAGGUAUUCCGUCCUAAACUAGAGAAGAUCAUCGAAGACACCCUCAAUGAGCUGGGAGGAAUUCAGCAAGAGAUUGCCGCGGUAGUAGCCUUCUUACAAAAGUAUGCUAACCUUCCAACUCCGGCCAUUCUCCUACACGAAGCUUUCAAGCAGUUCAUUCGCCUAGCAGAUGAGAACACUGCCACUUAUGAUGAUAUCAAGCAGUUGUUUUCAGAUUAUCUGAUGAAUCUAAUGAUACCCACGAAACCAACACCAUCCGGAAAGGAAAAUCCACCGGAAAGCUAUACAUUCCAGCAUCCGUUAGUCGCAGACCUAAUCCUUAAGAGAGUGUAUCAAGAGCAGAAACGCGACCUUUUUCAGAUUGUCGAACGAUUUCUUCAAUUUCCCAUAUAUCAGCAAGAAACUCUUCUACCCCUUUUAAAUGAACUUUUCAUCUACAACAAGGUCAGGCAAGGUCAAACGGAGAAGCUCAAGUUCUCCAUUCUAUUCGAAGAAUUGAAGAGUACGGAUUCAGAUCGAGCAGCAGACAUCUUUUGUAAAGCUGCUGAACAGAUCAAUCAGCCAGUGAUGUAUGCGAAUGCAGCACGAUUUUGUGCAAGAAAGGAUCCCCCAUCAUUCCCAAAAGCGAAAGAACUAAUUCAACGUGCUUUGAAGGUCCAUGAUUGUGCAGCAUCUAAAGCUGGAUACAAAAACUUGUGCCAUACUAAAGGUGUCGUUCUCUAUUUUGAACUCAAGCACAAGAUCAAUUCCGGCGAGGUCCACAAUCUUGAACAAUUGGAAGAAAUGGCCAGUAAAGUUCUUGAAGCACAUCGUGAAGCACGCAAUUUUCCUCCAACUUACCCACACCCUCUUAUUGGCGAAGUUGAGGUGUGGCUUGAGUGCAUCACAUGGAUCAUGAGGAACAUGUGCGAGAAUGACACUCAAGAGACCUUGCGUUUUGUGACAACUUUGUCUCCUCCUUUUUUUCGGACAUGUUUAAGUGACUCUUUCCACCUUCUAGACGUUGUUGAUGGUAUUGUUCAAAGCGUGUCCCAACUUGCUGAUCCUGAGGAAACCAAAAGGUUGUCUAACAAUUUGAGGUUAUCCCUUAUGAAAACGUUUCGCUCAAUAUCUCAUCUUCCUGGUAGACCAAAAGCCGACGAAGAUAUCGUUCAAGCUUGUAAAGCAAUUUGCACCACGAAGAAUUUCCGAGAGUCGUCAAAGUUGGAGCUUAAACGACUUCAAGUCCACUUCCUUUUGACACACACCGAGGCAGUCCACAAUUUCAAACAAGAAAAUCUUGAAUACCUGCUGAAACUCCUUGAAGAACUCGUUCUCAAAGAAAACGAGUACAGCCUCGCUCAUCAUUUGAUAAAAGUAUGCAUGCUAGUGAAAGGAACAAGAUGUUACACUCUCCAGCAUGGUCUGAGUGUCUGUGACAAGUGGUUGUCGGUGGCGGGCCACGACUGCCUCCCAUCCUUUUACCAGAUGGUUAUCUGUUUCCUACAAAUUUUGGAUGGAAACACUCUAGAUUUUAUGCCGAAGUAUAUCCAAGCCUUGCAAAAGUGCCGAGAGAAAUCUCAGAACCAUCUGAAGAAAUUUUAUGCUACAUUAUAUGUGGGCAAGGAGGGACAUGGUAUGUCUCGCUUCAUCAGCCGCAAUGCAUUGCUUCGUGGAGAGACGAACUACUCUCCCGACAAUUUUCAAAAAGUUUCUAAAUUUUGGCAGGUGGAGAGUAGAACGAAACUGAAAGAGUGUAAAGGAAGAAUCAGAGAGAAGGAAUCAAGUCGUGGAAAGUCGCAUUUUUGCAUCGAGCUAGUGCAAGGUAAUCUUGAACUCUAUGUUGGCAAGAACGCUGACAUCGGCAAAGUGCAGAUGGAUUUUACACCAGGAGCUUUGGUGUAUUUUGUUGUCAGUUUUAAUCUUCAGGGUCCUGUUGCCAAUGGCAUAACAUUUUCGCCACAGGAUUCACUAAACGAGUAUUGAGAAAGACUGUUUGGCACUUCAACAGUGUCUCGUUCAAACGACCAUUGGGAACAUUUAUGAAAAUUUUACAGUCGGAUUCUAUUAAAGACUUCGGUUGCUCGCUCUGUGUGAGGCAGAACAAUGACAUACAAUGACAUUUUCAAUCACUUUUCAAUAGAAAACAAGCUGUAAAUUUUUUAUGAACCCUUUUCAUUGCUACGCAUAUCUUAGAUACUGUCUUCAUCAAUCUAAUUUCGUUACAAAUCAUGUCGUUGAUCGACUUGUGAUCUGUUUUCGUUGUGCGAAAAUAAGAUUAGGCAAAAUCUAUAUACGUCUAAACAAACCACCAUGUGGUUCUAAAAUUCUCUUUCCGGCUAUGAAGCCUUUAGAUGAGCUUUUUUAUAUGUCCUAUUUGAGAGUCGUAGAAUAAUAGUCCUAAAAAUUUAAAUCGCGGUAACGUUCGAAUGAUCUAAGAGUUCGUUAAGGUUGAUUCCUGGGCUGCCUUUGAUAGCCUGAGGAGGUGCCAUUGAAAAUGUUUGGCCUCGAAUCUUGGAAAGAUAUCUUAAAACUGUUUAUUGUUAGGUCAAAUGAUAAGUCAAAAGAAAUCUAUGGGCACCAAAACGGUUAACAAAAGAUUUAAAUAUUCAUCUAUGUCGUUAUUUUGGGAACUAUGUAGUUUAUAUGGUUAUUCAGACAUUUGUAUGUCAUAACCCAGUAAUGUAUAAGUUUGAUGAUUAAAAAAAAAAA